Molecule: messenger RNA, 2608 nt
Organism: Camellia sinensis
Lineage: Eukaryota; Viridiplantae; Streptophyta; Magnoliopsida; Ericales; Theaceae
Source: RefSeq, a predicted model, not a curated record
UAUGAUGUUUAAUAUUAUCAUAUUCAAAAAAUAAUUAGUUUGACCGUAAAAAUAAGGAUUUAGGAAACAUUAUAAUAUGUGUGUAAAAAUAAUGAUUUAAGAAACAUUAUAAGCGUGAAAUAAGUGUUGCCAAGUUUAAUAACAUUUCAUAACAUUAAUGAAAAAGAAAAUCAUCAUCUAACCUUUGUGUUUGGAUCUAGGGUUUGGACAUGAAUUUAUGGAGAAAAGAAAAAGAUAAGAGGAAUGGUGAAAAAAUUUAACUUAUAUUUCAUUUGUAUUUUUUGCAUUUUUUCAUUUUCCUCUACAAAUCCCUACUAAACUCAUAAAUUCAAAAACAACUUUAACGUCUUAAAGUUGAAGGGCUAGAAAUAUAGUCUAACUGAUUUGAUGCGGUUUCUAGCAAACUAAAAGUUGAUGAUCGAAAUCUCUUCCCUUGUUAGUAAUAAUUUAUUUAAACUAUUUCUAACUCAUAAGUUGUAAACAAAAGCUUCAUCAAACACUUUUACACAAAUUUUUAAAAUAAAAAAUACUAUAAACAACUCUAUAAAUAGAAAUCUUCCUAAGGGUUUCUGACAACAAAUUAAAGUAGAAUUGAACAAAUGUAGUUCAAUAACUAAUAAAGUCGAUCAAUUGUGGGAAAAUUUAGAAACCCAAUGUGCCAUUCAAAUUUCAUGUUUUUCUUUAUGAUCAUAUCAAAUACAGGAAAAUUGUAUUUAUAUGUGCUAUUCAAUUGCAAUGAGUAAAAUUAAUCACAUUUUACCCAAAUAAUGACACUUUUCCUUCUUAUAGCUCUUUUGAGUUUUGAUGAAUAAAUUUAUUAUUGUCCCCCUAAAUCUGUAGGUCUGAAUCAAUGUUUAUCCAAGAAGUUGUUGAGAUACUUUUUACAAAAUUAAAUUGUACAUAUUCAAGCGUUGUCAAAGACCUAGUUGGGAUGGAUUCUCGUAUGCAGAAAGUGAUUGAAUUGCUAGGUUUAGGGAUGGGUGAUGCUCGUGUUGUAGGAAUUUGGGGAAUGGGUGGAAUAGGUAAGACUACUAUUUCCAGAGCUGUUUAUGACUGUAUCUCCUACCAAUUUCAAGGUUGUAGCUUUAUUGAGAAUGUUAGAGAAGUUUCAAAAAAAUGUGGUUUAAAAACUUUGCAAGAACAACUUAUUUCUAAAAUCUUAAUAGAAAAGGAUUUGAAAGUACGAAGUGAUGCUCAUGCAGUACAUAUGAUAAGGAAUAUGAUAUGUCGUAAAAAGGUUCUUAUCGUGCUUGAUGAUGUGGAUGAAUCAACCAACCUUGAAAAAUUGGUAGGUGAGCACAAUUGUUUGAAUUCUGGAAGUAGAAUCAUUAUAACCACUCGAAAUAAACAUGUGUUCAGUAGAUAUGGCAUAACACAUAUUUAUGAAGUUGAGGAAUUAAGAGAAGAUGAAGCUAUGGAGCUCUUUAAAUCGAAAGCCUUCAGUAAUUACCAACAUAUGGAAGGCUAUCAAGAACUUGUACGUCGUGCACUAAAGUAUGCUAAAGGAGUUCCUUUAGCUCUCAAAGUUUUAGGAAGCCAUCUCGCAGAAGUUCAUCAAGUAAUUAGAAUAAGUUACGAUGCAUUGGAUUGGCAAGAGCAGCAAAUAUUCUUAGAUAUUGCAUGUUUUUUCAAAUGGAAGGACAAAAAUGAGGUUAUAAAAAUACUAGAAAGUUGUGGCUUCGACCCAAUUAUUGGAAUAGAUGUUCUUGUUCAAAAGUCUCUCAUCACUAUCUCAAGCAAUAAGUUGUUGAUGCAUGAUUUGAUACAACAACUAGGGUGGUGCAUUGUUAUCCAACAAUCACGUGAAGAGCCUGGAGAGCGCACUAGGUUAUGGCGUGAUGAAGAUAUAAAAAAUGUAUUGAUGAACAAUACGGGAACAAACAAAGUGGAAGGCAUAGUUAUGCAGUAUAAUGGCCUAAGCGGUCUAGAUCCAAAGGACAUUCAAUUUCUAAAACAAUUGAAGUUGAGGCCUGAAGCUUUUGCAAAGAUGUCCAACUUGAGGAUUCUCAAAAUUUGUUGCAUGCACCUCUCAAAAGACCUCAAAUAUAUUUCUAACAAUUUAAGGUAUCUUGAUUGGUUUGGAUACCCUAUGAAAUACAUGCCUUCAACAUUUCAACUAGAGCAUCUUGUCGAACUUCACUUAACCUAUAGUAGAAUUGAACAACUUUGGAAGGGAACAAUGCAUCUAGACAAGUUAAGGAUCAUGAAUUUUAGUCACUCGACAUACCUAAAGAAGAGCCCAAACUUCGCCGGGGUCCCAAAUCUUGAAAGACUGAUUCUUGAAGGCUGUAUGGGUUUGGUUAAUCUUCAUCCAUCCAUUGGAGUUCUCAAAAGGCUUAUUUGUUUGAACUUGAAGGAUUGCAAAAGUCUCAAGAGUCUUCCCGACAACAUCUGUCAGUUGAAAGAUCUUGGAAAUUUGAAUCUUUCUGGUUGCUCCAAACUUGACAAAUUGCCGCAAGACUUGGGUGUUUUGGACUAUUUAUAUGAGCUUUAUGCAGAUUGGACUGCAACUAGACAACUCCCAUCCCCCAUUGGACGUCUGAAGAAUCUUGGAGUACCAACGCUAAAAGGGUGUAAAGGAAUAUCAUCUAAUUCCUGUGUCAGUUGA